Molecule: messenger RNA, 5779 nt
Organism: Mastomys coucha (southern multimammate mouse)
Lineage: Eukaryota; Metazoa; Chordata; Mammalia; Rodentia; Muridae
Product: zinc finger protein OZF-like
Exons: 4
Coding region: 1551-2924 (457 amino acids)
Biological process (GO): negative regulation of transcription by RNA polymerase II
Molecular function (GO): DNA-binding transcription repressor activity, RNA polymerase II-specific
Source: RefSeq, a predicted model, not a curated record
GGCGUGGGUGGCAAGCUCUGUAUUCCCGUCCCUACCACUCGACCUGCUUUAGUUUAUCCCUGUGAUCUUUCUGGGUUCUUUUAAAAAAAUUCUCUUUAGUCGUGAAAAUUUUAUGCAUAUAUACAAUGAAAUAUGAUCAUAUCCACCCCUAUGGAAAUUUCUCAUUCCAAGUCCUAUAUGUUCCCAAUAUGCCUCUCUAUUUAUUGUUGUUGUUGUUGUUAUUUCGCCAGUUAGUGUUGCCAGUAUGUGCAUGUGUGUUCGGAAAGGGAAUCCUAUCAGUGGCUAUUUCCUCCAAACAGAACGAUUCUCAAAAAAUAUUGUUAAUUGCCAGUACCUACUUAGUAAGUUGUGGGUCUGGACAGUACCUCUCCCCAUCCCUAUGCUUGAUUUUGUGUAGGUAACCACAGCUGUUGUGAGCUCCUAGGUACAAUAACCCUGCCAUGUCCAGGAGACAACAUUUCACAGAACUCUUCCAUGUCUAGAAGAUAGCAUUCCACAGUGUUCUCCUCCAUCCUCUGGCUUUUACAUUCCUUCUGUCUCCUCUUCUGAGAAGCUCCCUGAGCAGUGGGGGAGGCAGCUGGUGUUAGGUAUAGAUGUCCCAUUUACAACUGAGCACCUUGUCUCUUAUCGUUAGCAUUUUUUGACCUUUUAUGCAUCUCUUUGUUGACUGCUCCUUGAAUAAGCUCCUAGGUAUGGUGGAGGAAAAAGUUUAUUGUAGAUAAAAAGGAGAACAUAGCCAGAGUCAGAGAUAUCUGGGAGAGUCCACAGUGGACAUGACCCUGAGACCUGUGAGGAGAAGGGGGAGGGGAAAGGAGAGGAGAGAGAGGGUAACUGGGUGCAGCAGCUAGGAGGCCAAAGGUACAAAGGCAAGUGACCAAAAUGGUUGAAUUGUAUAGGGAAUAGUAGCCCAGCCCUUUGGGCUGGAGAGUUCAGAGUAGGGGGUGGUAUGCCAGCCAGGAGGUCCCAUAAUCGGGAGGUGCAGAGGGGUGCUGGGAGAACCUGGUGGGCAGUGUCUGCUUUGAAAUGUUAAGUAGGCUCCUCAGCCAUUUGUCCCAGGAUUUGAGACGUAACACUGCCCACUGCAGAAAGAAGCAUCUCUGAUCAAGUUUGAGUGCUAGUGGCCAGAUCUCUGAGUCUAAACAUAAAUAUUUAUAAGGCACCUUGGCAGCAUAACCGUUUAGCAAAAUAACAAAAUCAGGCACUCUCCUAGGGUCUAUGUCCUCCCCAGCCAUUGGCUUUUGAUCAUUAUUAUAGUACCAGAAUUGAAAUUUCAUCCCCUGGAGUAGGCCUUGACUACAAUUUUAAAGUAGUUACCCUUGUAACAUUUGUGGCACCAUUGCUCUUGCCUGGCAGAUCGGGAUUGCCACACGGAGGGUCCAGCACUGGGUAAGGAAGACUAUUUAUGCCUUUUCUCACCUCAGCAGCAUGCAUAGCCUCUUCGGAGAUCUUGGAAGCUAAACAGCAGCAAGGAUUUCCUAUGUCCUGCAGCCAAAGAUCCCGUGACCUUUGAGGACGUAGCUGUGAACUUCAGUCUAGGAGAGUGGGCUCUGAUGGAUUCUUACCAAAAGAAGCUCUACAGAGAUGUGAUGUUGGAAACCUUUAUGAACCUGAUCUCCAUAGGGAAGACAGAGGAAGAAAGUAUGGAUGUGAACUCCCCAGAGCCCCAGAGAAACUUGAGAAUUCAGGUGAUUGAGAAAUUCCGUGACUAUGAACAUGGUAGUCAGUGUGGAAAGACCCACCAACAGAUGACAGAGCAUGUUAAUGGGGAGAGUGACCCUGCAACCACAGUCUAUGGAAGCAGUGUGAAUGUAAAAGACAUCAGUGGUCCCUCAUCCUCAGAUACGCUCCUUAGAGGUCAAAAGGAAGAGAAACCAUACAAAUGUCAGGGAUUCGUGGAAAAGGCUAUCAAACAUGAAAAAUGUUGGAAAGACGUUAUUUAUUCUGAAUCCUUCCAGACGCUCGAGAGGGUUCCUGCCACAGAGAACAUUUGUGAAAAUAAACAAACCAAUGAAUCUUAUAGGAAUCUUACUUCUCAUCAAGUUUAUAAGAGAACUCAUACUGGAGAUAAACUACAUGAGUAUAAACAAUUUGAGAAAACCUUAAAGGGAGAAAAUUAUAUUCAAAUAUAUGAAACGAUCCAUACUGGAGAAAAACCAUUUGAGUGUAAGCAAUGUGGAGAAGCCUUUGUUAAUUCCAGUCACCUGACCAAACAUCAGAGAAUUCACAUGAGAGAGAAAACAUACUCAUGUAGACAUUGUGGUGAAACUUUCCUGUAUUCCAUGGCCCGUCAUAAUCAUGAAAAAACACACAAAAGAGAACGGAGUUUCAUAUGUAAACAUUGUGGGAAAGCAUGCAUUCAUUCUUAUCAACUUCUUCAACAUGAAAGACGUCACACUCGAGAGAAACGUUAUACAUGUGAUCAAUGUGGCAAAGCAUUUAGAAGGUCCUCAAACCUUCACAAACAUGAAAGAAUUCACAGUGAAAAGAAACGUUAUGCAUGUAAACAUUGUGGGAAGGCCUUUAUCAGUGCGGGCAACUGUUACAACCAUGAACGAAUUCACACUGCAGAGAAGGCCUAUGUUUGCAAACAGUGUGGCAAGGGAUUUACACUUUCCUCAUACCUUCGAAAACAUGAAAGAAUUCACACUGGAGAGAAGCCCUAUACAUGUAAAUAUUGUGGGAAAGCCUUCACCCAUUCUAGUGCUCAUUACAGGCAUGAAAAAAUUCACACUAGAGAGAAACCGUAUGUCUGUGUAGAGUGUGGGCAGGCAUUCACCUUUUCCAAAUCCCUUCAAAUACAUGAAAGAACUCAUACUACGAGAGAGAAAUUCUACAAGUGUAACCAGUGUGGGAAAACAUUUACAUGUUUCUUACACCUUCGAAGGCAUGAAAGAUCUCACAGUGGAAAGAAACCCAUUGGGUAGAACUUGUACCUGUGUAAGCUGUGUGUUAACUUGUUUUUGAGAAUAUUUAUUUAUCACUUAUUUGUUUAUUUUGCAUGAGGUUUGGGGCAAGGAUACACUCAUGCCUGAGUGGACAUGUGGGGAGCAGCAGACAGCUUUCUGGAUUCAGUUGUCAUAUUUUCAUUAUGUGAGUCCCAGUGAUGAAGCUCAGAUUCUCAGUCUCAGCAACAUUACCCUUCUAAGCCAUCCCACCUGCAAUUAACUUGCUCUUUUAUGAAUGACAUUUCUUAAAAAGGUUUUAUAUUUUGUAGUUUUCUGUGUGCGCUUUCUCCAAAAGACAAAUGGAUAGAUGGGGCUUGAAAGAUGGCUCAGUAGUAGUUUACCUUCUGUGCUUGCAGAGGACCUGGGUUCAAUUCACAGCACCCAUGUGGUGACUCACAGCCAUCCGUAACUCCAGUUCCUGGUGAUCUGACACCCUCUUCUGGGCUCUCAGCAUUGCAUAUACAUACAUACAGGUGAAAUGCAUAAGGUAAUAAGCCUUUAAAAGAUUGGAGAUAUACUGGGCAUAAUAUAAAACUGAUAAGUGUAAUUUUCCCCAUAUGUGCAAGCGUACAUAGACACACACCUGCUGUUGCAUCAGGCAUCAUAGUGUAUGCCUUUUAUUGCAACACUGUGGGGACAGAGGGUAAAAAAUUACAACACUGAAUAUAGUGUGAGAAUUAAGAAAAGAUCAUUUCCAACCAAAUUAAAUUGUCAUUGUUAAAACAUGAGAGAUCCAGGUGUGCUGGCACACACCCUUAAUUCCAGCACUUGGAAGGAAGGAAGAGUUAGGCAGGUCUGUCUGAGCUCCAGGGAUACUCAGACCCUGUCUGAAAAAAGGGGGUGGGGCUCUUCAGUUUAACAUAACUACUUCAAAGUCAGCCUGAGCUACAUGGAACUCAGAACAGGAAUGUUGUGAAGAGGUAAAUAUUCUAAAUUUUCCUUUAAGAUUGGAUUUGCAAAAGUGAGUGCAAAUACCAUAAGUAAAUUAACAUAUGUAAAUAAAACAUUGCUGAAGUGACCUGAAAGAAUUAAGUAAAAGUUAUGCAUGUUUAUAAUAUUUGCCUAUUCUUACUCAAGACUUCCUGAUUGUAUAAUACUUCUUUUUUCAUUGAAAGUAUAACUUAGUGAAUUAAUUUAAGUACGGUUGUACAUGACUGUCAUCCUGCUGUAUGUAACUGAGACAGGAGAGUAAACUUGAGCUUAUAUUUGAAGACCAUGAAGACCCCACCUUAAGGAGCAAAAACAAACUCUUUGAAUUGUGGUAAUGGAACUUAAGCCAAGUCAAUUGUGUUUGAGCCAGGUAAACUGAUGGUGUUUAUGGGUGGUGGUAAGUCAUGAGGUGAUGCUCUACCCUUUACUGUAGAGCUAUAUUGAGUUCAUUGAAUUGAAAUGCAUUUAUAAUCUGGCAGGCUACAUUUGUAGACACUUUGUAAAAUUGCAGUUGUUUAUCAUGUGGGUCCCAAAUGUACAUUUGGAUGUCAGGGAACAAUCUCCUUAACGCGUGAGUCCUGAAGAUAGCACUCAGGUUGUCAAGCUUAUGGGCAUAUACAUUUUUCACCAGCCCAUUAAGUAGUUUUUGAAUAGUUGUAUUUGAUGUGAGAUUGAAAAUGUAUCAGUGUUAGUUUUUUGUUGUGUGUUGUUUUGUUUUGUUUUUUAAUACAGAGUAUCCCUAGCUGUCCUGGUACAUGCUCUUUAUACCAGGCUGGGCUCAAACUCAAGAGAUCUGCCUGCCUCUGCCUCCCAAGUGCUGUAUUAUAGGCAUGUGCUACCAUAACCCAGUGUGAUGUGUAUUUUCUCCAAAUAACACAAUUUUUGGUUUUUGUUAUUUGUGUGUGUGUGUGUGUGCGCGCGCGCUAUAUAUGUGAUAUAUUUGUGGUUAGUGCAGAUGUAUAAUAAGAGUGGAGGUCAGAAGAUAACCUUCAAGAGUUGGCACCUUGACAGAUUGGAGACCUGCUUAGCCCUGCCACCAACACCAAAUAAGAUUUUUUCUUACAUUUUUUUGAGCACUGUAGCUAAUUAUAAGGAAUAUUUUCUAGUAUUAAAAAUGUUGCACACACAUUUCAACUGUUAAGAGCAUGUUAUGAUGCCUCACAGGAUCUGAGUUCCCAGAACCUGUGUGCAGCAGCUCACAGCCACAUCCAACUCCAGCUAUGCUAGAUCCAAUAUACCUGACUUCCAAGGAGACCAGCACUCAUAAUUACAUACCCACCCAAACCGACCACCAUUCAGUGUAGUUUGGUUUUGUUAUUGAGUAGUACUAAGGGGUUGAAUAUAAUUAUAUCAUUUUAAAUAAUUUUCUUACUUAGAAAGCUGUAAUGAGAGGACAUAAAUCAUAUGUACAAAUUAAUCUCAUCUCAAAAAAUGUUAGAUGCAGAAUAUGUGGGCACACUCCUUUAACCCCCAAAUUGGCAGAUUUUUGAGCUCAAGACCCACCUAGUCUACAUAGGAAGUUCCAUAAGACUGAUUUCUCAUAGGAGUUCAUAAAGUAUAUUGGAUUCUGUUUUCCAUCAGUAUCUUGUAGCUUCAUAAGACUUACAAGACAACAUUCAAAUCAGUUAUGGUAAGGAAAAAAUGUAAAUGAGAUUUGGCACACAAACUAGUGAACAUUAUUCCAUAGCCUAUACUGUUAAUGCUUCAGUUACUUGGUGUAAAGUUGGUUAAAAACAUGGAGAUUUUUUAAAUAAAGUAUUCACUGUGUGUAAUCUGUAUAGUACCAGUUUUGUCCAUGUGGACACACAGUUGUUGUAACUACAGAGAUCACUACUGCUAUUCAUAGUCAUCAGAAAGUACAAUUCAGCAUAUUGUUAUCCAACAAGAAAUUCAGCUUUAAAAGA